GUGCUUCAGUGACGUCAGACGUCAGUGUUUUGGAUUUGGCUGAUAUAAAAGUGAGGUUGUGUUUAAUUUGAUUGUUUUUGGUGUGAUUAUGGCGUUUAUAUUACCUUUUAAUUGUGUUGUUUCUUUAUUGGAUAUCAAUUUUAAUUUACGAUGGCACUAAGUAUUCAUCAAAAAAUCCUUCAUCUAUGACGGGCAUAGGGCUUGGAUUAGAUACCUAUGUGCAUUCUAUGAGUCUGUGAUUCAACUUGAGUCUUACCAUACACAAUUUAUAUAAACAAAUUUGUAGUUAAUACAAACGGUCAGGUAUUGCAUUUUGAUAUAAUAACUAUCCUUAUAAGAGUAAUUAUCAUCAUAAUAAAUUCAAAUACAAUUUGGACGUGGAGCAAACCGAUUUAGUAGUUGUUUCCUGAAAGUAUUUUUACAGGGUUUUAUAGUGUUACCGGCAUAUCGAUACCCAUUCGAUAAUUCACCAUUUGUAAGACAGGCUGAUAAGAUGGAAGUCCAGCCACUUGCAAUUCACGAUGGUUCCAUCUUGAAACAGAAUGGAUCUUUGCAUGCCGAACCGAAAGUGAAUGGAACCACAAAUCUUCUUCCUGCGAUAAAUUUGAAUCUCCAGCUAGAGAAACUGAUCAGAAGCACAAGCAGUGAUGAUGCUUUUUGCCAUAUUGGACCUCGCUUCCUUGUAGAUGGAAGCAUUUCACCUGUGACGAGCUGUCCAAGGAAUGGAAGUGCUGCUGAAGAGAGUGACCUGGCUGAGGUUGUCACUGUGAAGAAUGGACACGCCAUAAGUGUGGAGAAUGGGCAUGCAAGUGCAGUUGAAGAUGAAGACACGAAAUCGAAAAAACGAGUCAACAUUUGCACAGAUGAGGCCGAAGAGACAACGACGCUGCGAAGAAGUUCGGAGACAUCGGAGUCAGGCGCAGACCGCUCUGUCGUCAGCACCAACCUCGACAAGUGCCUCACUAUGACCGGAACCAUAAAGCGAGGCAAAAAGGCCGGCCAAAAUCUGGACGUCAGGUUGAAUAUCUCCCGCGAAGAGUUGGAAGUACUCGAAGCCAACAUGGCUGCCAAGGAGAACCAGUCGUUCACUCUCUGUGGCUUCACUAAAGGUUUGCACAUCUUUCUCUGGACACUUCUCUGUUUUCCUGUGGCAACCUUAAUCUCAAGUAUCUAUUCGUUUUACAUUGGAACCCUUAUGUGGCACAAUAUUUUUACUUACGUUACAGAAGAAAAAAAUCUACUAUAUAGAAUUCUUCUUUCCCCUUUCCUCAUAAUAUUCUUCCCAUUCUUUAUCAUCCUAUUCACUCUCGGUUUAGGAAUAUAUGCAGGUUUAAUACAAAUUUCAUGGUAUCUGGACAGCUGGUCUAAGGAAAUAAUGGAUUGGGAGAAAGGCUUCUAUGGAUGGCUGUGUUCGUUGAUCGGUCUUGAAGACUGUUCACCGUACGAAGUUGUUGUUUUAACUGAUAUUCAGGUUAGCACAACAACAAAUGACGAAAAGAAACUGGAUGAUUCUCAGAACUCCAUUCCAGAUUUAAACAUCUAGUUUGUAUAACUUGAAAGCUGCCAAAAGGGAAGCUAGAAUGGUCUCAGACUGAUUUUGCCAUAUCAAUUGAUUUAUAAUGCAGUGCGUUUUUAUUCUAUUGCAUCUAUUUAUUUAUACAAAUAAAACUCAUGCAAUGAUCGAUAGGGAACUACAGGCUAAGCCCAAAACUGUUCCUGUAUGGAAUUUUUAUAAAUAAUAACAUUCCAACGAAUUAUUCCUAUGUUUUUAUUACAAAUAAAAGACUACUGUCUCGCAUGGAGAGGCUCACAUCCUCACAUAAAACUACUACUCAUCUUCCUUUAUUUAGUGUCAAAUUUAAAAACUUAUUAUACAUUUUAAUUGUAUAUAGAUUAGGAGUAGUUAUUGCCUGGUAUUGAGUAUGAGUAGGUAUUCUAUUGGUGUAAGGUGUAAGAUGUUUUGCAUUUAUAGUUUUUAUUACAUGUUUUUGUGUACAAUAUUUAGAUUAGAAAUAUAAAAUUGCAGACUAAUCUGCUUUACCAUUAUCAUACUCUUAAUGUAUCAUUCCAUUUUUCCUGGUAUUUAACAUAUUGUAUGUUAGUAUGUAUUAUUGACUAUGGAUUAAUGUUUAAUAUAUGAUCAUUCAUAUUGAUUUUGAUGGCAUUUCUGAUCUAAAAAGCAUUAGACAAGUUAAUUUAUAAUAUUAUAAGUAGCCUACAGUUGCACCGAUUCUUUAUAUGGAAGCUUCGACUUCAAUGUGUAAAGACUGAUUAUGUAAAAUAUAAUGUGAUAUUUUCUCGUUUAUAAAAACUACGACAGAUAUUUUUGAUUGAUCAAUCAUCAAUCUCGCUGAUGCUAGUCUAUGCUUUUUGUAAAAAGGUUGAAAUUUCUAUUGUAUACUUGUAUGCAACUAUAAGGUGAUCAUAUCUUAUCGAUAAAAUCUCAUAAAGUGCUAAUUUUGAAAGUUAUGAUAUUCUGGUACUGUACUGUAUUUAUAAAUGUAUUUUUAUUUUGUGAUAAAAAUUGUAUCCUUGAUGGGUCACAAGGACGAUCGUGGUUACUAAUUUUCAGAUAAUACAUAUCGGUUAAAUAUAAUUGAAAAUAUUCAUCUCAUAAAUAACGUAUUGAAUUAAUGUUGAGAUUUCAAAACCUCAAAUAUCAAAAGCAUUUUCAUUUUUUUCCGAAACUGCUCUAUGCCACUCGUAUAUGGGCCAGAGUAUACGUAGCGGUUUUUGCAUCGUUUUUUCACAGGCGGUGGACGAGUCUUCUGGCGUUGGCUGCAUCAGUGCCCGAGUCGCAGACUCGUUAGAAUACUCGUCCGCCACCAGUGCAAAAAGCGCUACGUAUGCUUUGGCCCUUAAUUGUAGUUUUUUAUUGUAUUUUCUAUUCAACUAGACUAAAUUCAAACUAUUAGAUCUCAUCAAAGGCUGAUAAUUCAAAGCACAUUAUAGAUUAGCUUGUUACAAAAAUGGCAGAGUUUUCUGCUUUUCACUUUUAUUAUACUUCAAAUUAUCCUUGGUUUGAAAUAUAGAAAGAUAUUAGAAUCUCACUUACUCAACUGUUAAUAUAUAUAACCCGUCAUUUAAUAUAAUUAUUCCCUUUAAAAAAUACAAGCAUUGUAUUUUAGAAUUGUUGGAAUGCACCAAACAUGUUACACAUACGCUACUAUUUUAAUUAAGUUUGUGCUAUUCUGUAGUACUGUGUAUUAUAAUUUAGUAUUUAAUAUUUUUAUGUUAGUUUCUUUAGAUUUAAGGAUCAAUUAAGAUUGUGAUUAUUGAAUGAGCACCGCUUUUCAAUGUUGUAGAGUUAAUAUUUAUGAAAUUGAGCUUAAUUUUAAUACCUGUGUCGCAACAAGAACGCAUGGACUUCAACAGUAUCUAUUAUUGUCAAUGAAGGUUAGGGAAAUAGUUAUCGAGUGCAUCUAUUGAAAUUCCACCAAUUAGUUUUUCGGGCCGCUUUACAUAUAAAUUCUACUGUCGUCAAAUUCGUUUGAUCUGAGAUUCUUGAUAACCAAUUUGCUUACAAACUCACUUUCAUCAAACCAAUUCAUUCACUUUCAACCUUUCUUGAAAAUUGUUUUUAAGAAAGUCACGCUAAAUCUUUGCUCGAUCAAAUUUUUCAAUGAAAAAAUUCAUUUGUGAAAUGCAAAUGGAAAGAUUUUUUAUAAGAAUAUCAAGAAACUUUUACAAAGAUUAUAAAGAAAUUUAAACUAUAAUUUCUUCAUAAUAUUUAAUAGUCUGAUAUUACUUAUCAAGAAACGGACAACUACAUUGUUUUUUCCUGAUCGUUGUUACAUGUUUCUCUUAAAACUUAGUUACCGCAUUUAAUAAGUGCGUUCUUUUUGCGCCAUCCUAUUUAUUUUAAUAGAUCAAAAGUUGAAUAAUUAUUCACAAAAGUAACAUAUAUUUGUAUUGUAGUAAUAAAUGUUAACUGAUAUUAUCAAGUCAUCGAACUUAUUUCUAAUUUUAUAUAA
Molecule: messenger RNA, 3974 nt
Organism: Nilaparvata lugens (brown planthopper)
Lineage: Eukaryota; Metazoa; Arthropoda; Insecta; Hemiptera; Delphacidae
Product: transmembrane protein 169
Exons: 4
Coding region: 494-1543 (349 amino acids)
Source: RefSeq, a predicted model, not a curated record